This is a messenger RNA of Rhipicephalus sanguineus (brown dog tick), 2561 nucleotides long. RefSeq lists its product as uncharacterized. Gene Ontology annotation, molecular function: DNA-binding transcription factor activity. NCBI's taxonomy places the organism in Eukaryota, Metazoa, Arthropoda, Arachnida, Ixodida, Ixodidae. The coding region runs from base 219 to 2144 and encodes 641 amino acids. The record is from RefSeq and is a predicted model, not a curated record. The transcript has 4 exons.
ACAUGCAGCCACCAUGUAGCCCUUGAUGUAGCCGCCUUGUGAAAGCGUCGUGCAUGAAAACUGAUGAAAACUAACGAAAACUCUACGCGUGCAGUGGUGCUUUCGUGAAUGCGUUUGCCGGGAGCGAACGCGGAGAGUGCGCACUACUUCCGCAAAAGCGUGAGCUCACUUGCGGCGUUGGUUUCGCGAGCCCACCGUGUUUGACACCGCGCCCCACUAUGACGGACAGCGAAGAACCGGCCAAGGCUGAAGCUGAUGUGCUGAAGCGCCACUUACGCGGAUUAUACAAGCAGGGAAACGUGUGGUUCGGCUACGUGGAGACUGCCAAGGCGUUUGAGAUCUUGCUGCAUGACCUUGAUGAUAUAAACAUCACCUUUAGGACCGAUCACAGUGUCAAACAAACCGGGAGCCCACUUUUGGUAUGUCGGCAAUAUGGCAUUGUUGUGGACGAGGGCAUUCCAUUCACAGUUGUGCGGCACACGAAGAGAGGCUGCUUGUUUGGCCGGAUCCCAAAAGAGGUGAAGGACCCAGAAGGUAGCCAGGUGACAGGAGCAGAUGAGUCGGCAACCCCUUCACCAAAGAGAUGGAGACCUGUAACAAGAAGUGCCUGUCCUGCCCUGAUGCGUGUAAAGCAAGUGGAGAUGUAUCCAGCAUACAAGGUAAACCGCCGAAAAUGCCAUACGGGACGUCAGCUUGAAAUCAUUUCGAGAAGGCUAAUGUCCUCGUUGAAACGUGCACUUGAGGAGGAGGGCAGCGCUGAAGCCGUGCUUCGCCAGCAGCGGUUCUACAUUUCUAUGUCAGACGUCAACAGUCAUUGCAAUCAUGAUACAUCUCAGUGUGGAAUGCCCAGUGUACAUGUUGAAUCAGGAGUAGCUGAUGAUGAUGCAUCUCAGUCUCGAAGGCCCAGCGUACAUGUCAAACCAGAACCAGCUAGUCGUGAUACAUCUCCGUGUGGAAGGCCCAGCGGACUUGUCGAGCCAGAAGUUGCUAAUUGUGAUACCUCUCAAUGUGGAAGGCCCAGAGGACAUGUCGAACCACAAGUGGCUAAAAAAAUAGUUGAACUUGUUCGUCGGGGCUUGACAUCAGUGAAAGAGAUGGAAAACCGCCUUAACAUUUACAUUCGAGACAACUUAAUGGGAAAUAAAAAUGCUCGCAUUACGAGCAAAAGUAAAUUUUAUAUAACAUCAAAGGAGAUGCAAAGACGUGUCUGGCAGGCACUUCAUGAAUGCAGGUUUAAUUCCACAGAUCAGGACCAUGUAGCGAAAUACGUGGAAGAACUUCGUGAGAAGACACCAACAAUCAACUGUUUUUUUCGUGCCUAUGAGGUAAAGCAUCAAGAGGACAACCAGCCAGUUCAAACACCGCAGGAUCAAACUGAACAUGACAUUCUAGAGUCUGUGGCACAGGAGUGCCAGGAAACGCUACUGUUUUGCAUCCAGACUGAUUUCAUGAAAGAACUGUUGCAAAAAUACAAUAGUGAUGUCUUGUCCCUUGUUGCAACCUACAAGACAACCGAAUGUGCACUUCCACUAUUCUUCAUCAUGAUGAAGACACCCAGCUGCUACGCGGUGGUAGGCGCUUUUGUUGUCCAAUUUGAAACGGCCGAGUGCAUUGGCGAAGCAUUGAGUGUUUGGAGAGCUUGGAAUCCUGAUGUGAACCCAAGGUUCUGGAGAGUUGACUGCAACGAGGCCGAGAUUGCAGCUAUUUCCAAUGCUUUUCCCUGUGGGCGCACCAUCUUCUAUGAUUAUCACAGAAAACAGGCCUGGCAUGAAUGGCUCUCAAGGAAAGAAAAUGAUGUUGCUGAUGUCUUUCAUGUGAAGGAUCUGCUAGGUCGGAUAGCAGACAGCAAGAAUGAGGAGGAACUCGGGAUGGCAAUUGCCCGUUUGGAUCAGUCACAUUACUAUCUACAAAACGAGAAGUUGAAAAAGUACAUCACUCACUGGCUCUCGAUUAAAGAAAAGUGGGUUAAAAUGCACCAACUUGACCUUCCUUUUGACAAUAACAAUGGGGCAGAGCUGAGGCUUUACUUGACAAAGAAUUGUGGCCAGCCUAGCCUCUUGGAGCUUGUCAAAGUCUUGGCUGAGAAAUGUUUCACAGAGAUGAAGGCCCAGAUUUUUUGGGCCAGUACAAGCUCACUUGACUGAGCAUUGAACACAUUGGAGUCAGUUGCGGUCUUUGAGGAAAAACUGGACACACUCUUUCAAUCAGUAACAGGGUCAAUAUGCUCAGAGCAAUGUAGCAAAUCACUGGGAAAAAGUGAUGCAAAAGAUGUUGCUUCGGACCCACAACAGCCUUCCGUGUACAGAUGUCCCAAACCAGAACUCGGGCAAAAAAAAGUUGCUUCUGAACUGCACCACAUGCAUGACCAUGCUGUAUUGCGAUCACUGCUCACAGUAUUGACUGAAGCCAAGAUGGUCAUUCGCAAGAACUUGGCCGACGAUGUCGAUGUAGACACUUGAGGCUUGUCUGUGAAGGGCACUCUAGAAUAAAGAAGCAAUGCUCUCAUUUCGGGUAACACUGCUAGUCUUGGUUAUGUUCUUGGAAAAAAAAAGUCGGAAUGA